This is a messenger RNA of Rhodofomes roseus, 1938 nucleotides long. Its product is annotated as MFS polyamine transporter. NCBI's taxonomy places the organism in Eukaryota, Fungi, Basidiomycota, Agaricomycetes, Polyporales, Fomitopsidaceae. The transcript has 14 exons. Gene Ontology annotation, molecular function: transmembrane transporter activity. Gene Ontology annotation, biological process: transmembrane transport. Bases 326 to 1825 code for a protein of 499 amino acids. The record is from RefSeq and is a predicted model, not a curated record.
CUACGCGCGACUCGGAUCGGUACAGUGGUACUGAGUACCUACGAACCUCUGCCGCUGCCACCAUCUGCUACCGCGGCUUGUCUUGUGGACGGACCCCCUUGUUUGAAAAUGCAUCUGUAUCGCUCUACGGAUGUAUGUAGACAGCAUCGCGGCUGCCAGGGAGGCGCAGGUUAUGUGAACUCUAUUGCACCGCUCGGAAUGGUUCUCACCAGCUUGCGUGCGCGUCACCUUCCGCGCUGCUGAACAUGCGCUGAGGGUUCCUAUUCGUAAGUAUACCAGCGUGCACAACCGCGCAUAGUCAGCUUGACCACCAUCCGGGAGUGACAUGACAUCAAAUCCAAGCUCUGCUACAGCCUCGGCCGUCACGAAACCCGGUAACAAUACCCACGAUGGCGCAGAUACGGAAAAGGAAAAGGGUGUGCAGGUUGUUGACUGGGACGGGCCGAACGACCCAGAGAACCCGAAGAAUUGGAGUUUCUCGCGGAAGUGGGCAGCGACGGCCAUUGUAUCCGCCUUUGCUUUCAACAGUCCAGUCUCGUCGUCCAUGAUUGCCCCGGCGAGCUAUCAAAUCGCUUCGCUAUUCGGGAUAACGAACUCUACCGUGCUUGCCUUGAUCACCUCUGUAUUCAUUCUGGCAUAUGCAUUCGGGCCGCUGAUCUUCGGUCCGUUGAGCGAGAUCUAUGGUCGCUCUGUAGUUCUGCAAUUCGCAAACGUAUGGUACCUAGCGUGGAACCUUGGUUGUGGCUUCGCUCAGACCGAAGGACAGCUCAUCGCCUUCCGUUUCCUCGCCGGUUCUGGUGGAAGCGCAGCACUCACGAUUGGCGGAGGCGUUCUGGGUGACUGUUGGAGGCCCGAAGAACGCGGGCAAGCUAUCGCGGUGUACUCUCUAGCACCGCUGCUCGGACCCGUCAUCGGGCCUGUCUGUGGCGCGUGGAUAGCACAGAAGACUACGUGUAGAUGGGUGUUUUGGUCAUCAAGCAUCGUGAACGGGGUCAUCAUGGUCCUGGGGGUAUUCCUUUUACGAGAAACGUAUGCACCGGUCCUGCUGGGGCGGAAGGCCAAACGCAUUCGCGCAGCAAUGGACCCCGAGACCGCACGGAUGCAACAAGUACGAACUGUAUUCGACACCGCCGAUCGACAUUGGAAGCAAAUCUUCGCCAAAGCGCUUAUCCGACCAUUUGCACUGUUCUUCAGGGAGCCUAUCAUCCAGUUGCUCGCUAUCUACAUGGCCUACAUCUACGGCAUCAUGUACUUGUUCCUGACAACCAUUGACAGUAUCUUCGAGGACGUCUACGGAGAGUCCGUCGGGAUCGCAGGCCUCAACUACUUCGCGCUCGGCAUCGGCCUCAUCGGUGCUUCGCAGAUCAACGCGCGUAUCGUGGACAAAGCGUACAAGCACUUGCAGAAGAAGAACGGCGGGGCUGGGAGGCCCGAGUACCGACUGCCGACAAUGAUGCCCGCGUCGAUCGUCUUGCCUAUCGGGCUAUUUAUCACAGGAUGGACGGCGGCGGCACAUACGCACUGGAUAGGGCCUGAUAUUGGUAUCGCACUGGUGGGGGCCGGUAUUAUCAUCAACUACCAGUGCAUCCAGAUGUAUCUCAUAGACGCGUUCACUCUCUAUGCCGCCUCAGCUGCGACGUUCCUACGUUCCUGCGCAGGCUUCGGCUUCCCGCUGUUUGCGCCUGCAAUGUAUCGUACCCUAGGGUAUGGCAAGGGUGAUACUAUCCUCGCUUGCGCUGCCAUUGUAGUUGGAUGUCCUGCACCCUAUUUAUUCUGGCUGUAUGGGGAACGCAUACGGAAGGCUAGCCGACAUGCGCGUAAAUGAUCGUUCUCUCUGUAGUUGAGAAUCAUCAGAAUAUGCGGCGCCGCGUAUGUAUGUAUGCUGCCGCGAUGGAGCAGGUAUCUGGUCAUCGCGAACAGCGUGCGACGAAGCUGAGC